This is a messenger RNA of Aspergillus neoniger CBS 115656, 859 nucleotides long. RefSeq lists its product as uncharacterized. The record is from RefSeq and is a predicted model, not a curated record. Bases 58 to 801 code for a protein of 247 amino acids. Lineage: Eukaryota; Fungi; Ascomycota; Eurotiomycetes; Eurotiales; Aspergillaceae. Gene Ontology annotation, molecular function: tRNA binding; nucleotidyltransferase activity; double-stranded RNA binding. Gene Ontology annotation, cellular component: cytoplasm. Gene Ontology annotation, biological process: regulation of translational fidelity. The transcript has a single exon.
CACCAGCAUCAGAAUCCUUCUCUCCACUCUACUCCCCUUACCCCAAACAUAAGCACAAUGACCCACUCAACCACCCCAGUCGACGUCCCUCGCGACGCCCAGCGCGUCUUCGAAGUGAUCAAAAAUCAAGGCAUUGCCCUCAUCCCCGGCAGCAUCGGCUACGGCCUGGUGGCCAGCGACCCAGCAGCCCUGGACCGCCUCUUCACAACGAAGCGCCGCAAACCACACAAGAAGCACGCCAUGAUCGGAAGCUACGCGCUCCAUCAAGAAAUUCACAUCCUCCCGGCCCGCGAAGAGUCCAUGGUUCGGACCUUAACCGUGGAUCUAGAUGUGCCCGUCGGCGUCGCGGCCCCGUUUCGGCCCGACCACCCAAUCAUCCAGAAACUUGGCCCUGAGUUGCUCUCACGCUGCACGCACGACGGCACCCUUUCCAUGCUAGUCAAUGGAGGACCCUUCCAGGAGGAACUCAUUCGGUUGUGUCAUGCAGCGGGAUUACCACUGCUCGGUUCGUCGGCCAAUAUCUCAGGGUCGGGGAUGAAGGUCCGCAUUGAGGAUAUUGAGCCCGAGAUAGUGGAGGCCGCGGAUAUCGUGAUCGAUUAUGGGAAGCGCACGUUUAGUGUGCCGCGGGCGUCAUCGACAAUUAUCAACUUCCGGGAUAUGAAGCUCGUGCGGUAUGGCGCUUGCUAUGAUGUGAUUCAGGACGUAUUGAAGAAGUUCUAUGGUGUCGAGCUGCCGGAAGAUCCGGGCAAGGAGGAGUUAUUUUCGGGACAUGUUGAUGUUCAGCAGGCGACUGUGUAUUGAGAACGCACUUCCUUUACUAUACUAUGCUCUAUAUACCGAGUGUAUACAUGAACAAACC